This is a messenger RNA of Bufo gargarizans (Asiatic toad), 3906 nucleotides long. It is a transcript of the gene KCNJ8, whose product is annotated as potassium inwardly rectifying channel subfamily J member 8. NCBI's taxonomy places the organism in Eukaryota, Metazoa, Chordata, Amphibia, Anura, Bufonidae. The record is from RefSeq and is a predicted model, not a curated record. The coding region runs from base 1414 to 2667 and encodes 417 amino acids. Gene Ontology annotation, molecular function: ATP-activated inward rectifier potassium channel activity. Gene Ontology annotation, cellular component: plasma membrane. The transcript is spliced from 3 exons. Gene Ontology annotation, biological process: potassium ion import across plasma membrane; regulation of monoatomic ion transmembrane transport.
UCUUCUAUCCUUGGCAUCAGCAUAAUCACCAGAUCCUCUUCAGGCAAACGAUGGCUUCAGCGGUGACGUAUCUCUUGUGGACAUGUCACAGCUGAUGCUAGCGGCUGGCUGAAGAUGAACAGGUGACUUUGCCAAUGCUGGGGAGGAAGAAAACAAACCCUGGACUGGAAGAUGCAAAUGUGAGAACCAGCAUGGGGAACUGGAGUGGCGAGGAGCAGGUAAGAAUGAUCCCUUUAGUUGGAAGGCAGGCUGCUGGCACCCGUUAGAAGUUAUGUAUUCCCGAGCAACCCCUUUAAAGUAGCUUAUAAUGCCAACCGCAAGUAAGAAGAUAGUAAGGAGAAGCUGAAGGCUACUACUUGGCAGAGGGGACCAAUUGCUCUCAGGUUGUGGGGGCUUUAUGAGAUUCGGUGAUCUUGGGUUCCUCAGGAGAUUUCUGAAGGGGUUUUUCUAGUGUUUAGUGGAAGCCCUGAUAUUGAGACGGUUGGUUCUAUGGCUGCCGGUCAAAUCAUUAUGGCCAUCAUACUGGACGUCAGUCUUCCUGAUUUUUCCUGCACUGAUUUAUAUCCACGAGCAACAAACGAGAAACACAAAACAUCGCUUACAGAUGAUUGGACCUGGGCCAUAAUACCAUCCCCUAGUUUAGUGAUUUAACCUUUCCAUCCCUGGGGUUGCUUCUUAUUGGUUUCUAGAUGAAAUUCUAUGUGGGAAAGAAGUUGUCAAUGAUUUUUGCUUUCUUUCUGAUUCACCUUCCUGCUCUGACAUCUUUGUGUUUAUAAUCUCACAAUUUCUUGAGUCCUUUGUGGAUCUUUCAUUGUCCAGUCUCCACGUGCUAGGAAGUCCCAUUACAUGAUGUCCAUGCAUGAUCCCUGGUCAGUAAACUUCCACAGUCCUGGGGUCACCCAUAUCAGCCAGGGAUCAUGACUCCUGUUUGAUGUUCCUGCAUAUGGUGCCAGGGCUGGCUGUACCUGGGCACAUUACCCUGAUCUGCAGUGCCCAAGCCUCCAGGGACACUAAGACAGAAAUCCUUCUGCUCUCAGACCCUCCCCUCACUACAAACUGCAGCUGCUGCAGGAAAACUUCCAGACUGAUUGCUGGACAGGGGAGCAGACUUAUGUGCUAUGUGGAAAGUUCUAAGACAACCGAAAAUAACAGCUCUAGAUCCAAAGAAGGUGAUCCAGGACAUCAAGGUAUAAGGACUGGUCAGUCUGUGGGUCACACUGAAGGCAUCAAGGUGCAGGGACCAGUCAUUCUGUGGUCUACAGUCAUCAUCUACUCCACCAGCGACCUGGACCUAAGAUCUGUAUCUCAAAUCUGUACAAUGUGGACAGACGAUUGUACCCCCUGGAGGUAGCAGGACUCUGCCCCUGACAUCUCACAUAUUGUAGAUUAUUAUUAGAGCAUGAAAUCAGCAGAAUGUUGGCCCGGAAGAGCAUAAUACCUGAGGAAUAUGUUUUGGCCAGAAUUGCUGCAGAAAAUCUUCGGAAACCAAGAAUCCGUGACUGUCUGCGAAAAGCACGUUUUGUAGCAAAGAAUGGAGCAUGUAAUGUGGCACAUAAAAACAUCCGGGAACAAGGACGUUUUCUACAAGACGUGUUCACCACCCUGGUGGACCUGAAGUGGCGGCACACUCUGGUUAUCUUCACUAUGUCCUUUCUGUGCAGUUGGCUGUUGUUCGCCAUGAUGUGGUGGUUGGUGGCUUUCGCUCAUGGUGAUAUGGACAUCAGAGAGAAUAUAAUCAGACGGGAGCCAUGCGUCGCCAACGUUAAGUCAUUUACGGCUGCUUUUCUUUUUUCCAUUGAGGUGCAAGUGACUAUUGGAUUUGGUGGACGGAUGAUGACAGAAGAGUGCCCCCUCGCCAUCAGCCUCCUGAUUAUGCAAAACAUUGUUGGUUUGAUUGUCAACGCUGUCAUGCUGGGCUGCAUCUUCAUGAAAACAGCGCAGUCCCACCGCCGGGCUGAGACCCUGAUCUUCAGCCGCCAUGCUGUCAUAGCUGUGAGGAAUGGGAAGCUUUGCCUAAUGUUUCGGAUUGGUGACCUGCGUAAGAGCAUGAUCAUCAGCGCCUCUAUAAGGAUUCAAGUGGUCAGGAAAACAGUUACUCCAGAAGGCGAGGUAAUUCCUAUCCAUCAGAUUGACGUUCCUGUGGACAACUUUAUAGAGAGCAAUAAUAUUUUCUUGGUGGCACCACUGAUUGUCUGUCAUGUGAUAGACAAGAGGAGUCCACUAUAUGAUGUCUCAGCCUCCGACCUGUCUACACAGGACCUUGAGGUCAUUGUCAUCCUAGAAGGAGUGGUGGAGACCACAGGAAUCACGACCCAAGCCCGGACCUCCUACAUCACUGAGGAGAUCCUGUGGGGUCACCGCUUUGUGUCCAUUGUCUCAGAGGAGGAAGGCAUCUAUUCUGUGGACUACUCCAAAUUUGGCAACACAACUAAAGUGGCCACACCACGCUGCAGCGCCCGAGAACUGGACGAGAAGCCUUCCAUAUUAAUUCAGACCCUCCAGAAGAGUGAGUUGUCCCACCAGAAUUCCCUCAGAAAGCGCAACUCUAUGAGAAGGAACAACUCCAUGCGGCGCACCAACUCCAUGAGACGCAACAACUCAGGACUUAUCAUACCCAAAGUGCAAUUCAUGACCCCAGAGCAGAACAAGUCAUCAGGGGAGACAUGACAGAGACACCCCAUCCCCCUCUGCCUUCCACUACCCUUCUUUACCCCCCUUUGCCACAGUCAUCUGCUCUCACCCCCUAUCUCCACCCACGUCCACCCUCAUCAGCCUUUCUCCAUCUACCUCUUCUGCAUUCCUCUUCUGCCCUCCUCCACUUUACUCAGUCUUCCUACAUAUCCUUCAUCACCAACCUUAGUGCUCAUUUACAUCAGUGCUAUUAUUAUCAGGAUCUCUGUUUGAGGCUCUGCAUUGCAGAUGUUAACAAACCUUAACUCCACCUUCAUCUUAUUUCUCCCCACUUAACCUUUCUUUUCAUAUGUCUUCCUUUGCCCUCCACCUUUGCCUUCAUCCACUCUCCUCCAUUCUUCUCCACCUUUCUGUGUCCCUCCUCAUCUUCCGCAGUCCACCCACCAAUGCCCCCUACUCUGCAUUUCUUGGCCAUCCUCCACUGAACUCCUGCUCUCCUCCUCCAUCUCAUUUCUCUGCCCUUUUCUGUCUUCCUGUGCCCUCCUCUACCUUCCAAUCCACCUCUGUCUAUCUUUCUCCACUUUCCACCAUCUUGCUCCACCUUCCUCCACUUUCUCUGCUUUCCUUCUCCACUUUCCUCUGCCUUCCUCCACCCUUCUCUGUACCCCUUCACCCCUUAUCAUCUGAUAUAGUCCUCUCCUCUGCAAUCCAUUUCUUUUUCCACCCACCUCUGCUCUCCUGUUCUACCAUUAUUCAUGUUCCUCCACUCAACUCUACUCUUCUUCUCUACUCCCCUGCACCUAUCUGUGUCUUCCUUCUACUUCUAUUGAUCUCUUCCAACUUCCUCCACAUUUCUUUGCCCCCCUUAACUGCCUUUCUCUGCCAUCCUCCAACCUCCUCUGCUCUCCGUCACCACCCUAUGUCUUCCUCCUCCCAUCUCUGCCUGCCCUUCUUCUUUUUCCAUCUUUCUCUACAUUCCUUCACCCUCCUCUUUUCCCCUCUCUCUCUAUUUAUUGACUUGUAUACAACACUUGUUAUUACUUCUAGAAUUACACUUUUUUUUUUUACCUCUUGCACACAGUGAAUAAAAGCCUUAACCAGGGUCCUCUCUUGCACAUCCUACAUUGAAGCCCCCUAUGGACAUUACAUGGGGUAUGGUCUGAUGUCAAUGGACAACCUGAAUGACUGGAGCUUGCUCAUUUUUUCAUAAAUAUUUUACUCUGUGUAAUAGUGUUUUCUCAGUAUAAAAAAAAUAAAACUUUUGUUGCCUAGAAA